AUGUCAGAUGUAAAGAAAGGCAAACCAAAAAAGAGACCAUAUAGAGAUGAAAGCACACUGACAAAUGACCAGAAAGCCAUUUUGGAAGCUCUUAAGCAAACAGGAAACCCAGCACUUAUAGAAAGCUUUUGGAAAGAUAAUGGUGAAAAGAAGUUUUAUAAGAAGAGAAGCGGUCAGUUCUGGAAGUAUCUUUGCACAUUACCUAUAAAUCUUGAACGCUACCAAAUCUUCAAUGAAUUGAACAAAAGAACUGCAGCACUUAUGACAGAAGACAAUUGUUUCGUUUAUGCUUGCAUUCAGGCUGGAGUAGAUGGAGAGACUAUUGACCACAUGAGAGAAGUCAUUCGUGUUAGAGACUUUCCUCAAAGUAAAGUACAAGAAAUUUCUGACGCAACAGGUAUAGCAUUUAAUGUUACCAUUGGUUAUUUCAAUGACUCAAGACAUAAUGAAAUAAAGAGAUACAUACCAAAAGAAUGUGAAACUGUUAGAACUAUUGACUUACUUCUUGUUGAAGACCACUACAUGCUAAAUGAAAGAUUACCAAUGACAACAUAUUUCGUCAGAAAUUACAAAGAAAUUCUCAAAGCUUGUGGUGGAAUGAACAUUGAGAAACAAAUGAAGAUUUAUACAAAGAGAGAAGAUAAAUAUGUAGUUCGUUAUGAUAGAACAACACCGUUAUGGGAUGUUAUGAAAACAUUGUGGGAGUGCAAAUAUUUCGAACCUAUUUCUUAUGGAGAACUUUUCACAUAUACUACUGACUUAUAUAAACAGAACCUUGCACCAUUUAAAGACUUGUCAUAUGCUCCAAAGUAUUGUGUACAACUGAAGAAGAAAGCCGAGUCAAAAGAAGUAAAUAAAAAUAAGUGCAAGUUCAUUCCUGAGCACGUUUUCUUUGCUGACUUUGAGUGCAGUACCGAUGGCUUUCAUAAAGCUUUUAACAUAUGUUACGACAGUGAAGAUGGUUCAGUGAGUGAAAGCAUUUGGG
This is a messenger RNA of Trichomonas vaginalis G3, 985 nucleotides long. Its product is annotated as organellar and viral DNA polymerase type B. The record is from RefSeq and is a predicted model, not a curated record. The transcript has a single exon. Lineage: Eukaryota; Parabasalia; Trichomonadida; Trichomonadidae. The annotation marks the transcript as partial.